Molecule: messenger RNA, 5433 nt
Organism: Dromiciops gliroides (monito del monte)
Lineage: Eukaryota; Metazoa; Chordata; Mammalia; Microbiotheria; Microbiotheriidae
Gene: ANKS1B
Product: ankyrin repeat and sterile alpha motif domain containing 1B
Cellular component (GO): cytosol
Molecular function (GO): protein binding
Source: RefSeq, a predicted model, not a curated record
UAAGGUGGGGAAAGAACUCCCCCUCUCCACCCUUCCCGGUGCGGGUGCGAGUGAUUAUGGGGAAGGACCAGGAGCUAUUGGAAGCGGCUCGAACUGGGAAUGUGGCUUUGGUGGAGAAACUCCUCUCUGGGAGGAAAGGAGGGAUCCUAGGCAGUGGUUCCGGGGCUCUGCCACUCUCAAGCCUGCUAAGCAUCUGGCGAGGCCCCAAUGUGAACUGCACAGACAGUUCGGGUUACACUGCUUUGCACCAUGCAGCUUUAAAUGGACAUAAGGAUAUAGUGCUCAAGCUGCUUCAGUAUGAGGCCUCGACAAAUGUAGCUGACAACAAGGGCUAUUUUCCUAUACACCUUGCUGCGUGGAAGGGAGAUGUGGAGAUUGUCAAGAUUCUUAUCCACCGUGGACCCUCACAUUCCAGGGUCAAUGAGCAGAAUAAUGAAAACGAGACAGCGCUACACUGCGCUGCUCAGUAUGGACACUCGGAGGUCGUCGCUGUCCUCUUGGAGGAGCUCACAGAUCCUACUAUCCGAAAUAGCAAGUUGGAAACCCCCCUGGAUCUGGCGGCCCUCUACGGUCGGCUGCGGGUGGUGAAGAUGAUCAUCAGUGCCCAUCCCAACCUCAUGAGCUGUAACACCCGCAAGCACACGCCCCUGCACCUCGCUGCGCGCAACGGUCAUAAGGCUGUGGUGCAGGUGCUGCUGGAGGCAGGGAUGGAUGUGAGCUGUCAGACGGAAAAGGGGAGUGCACUCCAUGAAGCAGCCUUAUUUGGAAAGGUGGAUGUUGUCCGGCUUCUGUUAGAAACGGGGAUUGAUGCUAACAUAAAAGACAGCUUAGGCAGGACUGUCUUAGAUGUGCUGAAGGAGCACCCAUCGCAGAAGUCUCUCCAAAUUGCUGCGCUGUUACAAGAAUAUUUGGAAGGUGGAGACAAAGCCACGGUCGUGGAAGAGAAGGAGUCGGAAUGUAUCACACACCAGACGUGCAUUUCAUCGCCUGUUAAUUCACCGUCCCAAAAGACCAAAAGUGAAGCAGUGACUGGAGAGUUGUCAAAGCUCUUGGAUGAAAUCAAACUGUGUCAAGAGAAGGAUUACUCUUUCGAGGAUCUAUGUCACACGAUCUCAGACCACUACUUAGAUAAUCUGAGCAAGAUUUCAGAGGAAGAACUUGGGAAGAAUGGGAGCCAGGCAGUGAGGCCUUCAUCCACAAUAAAUCUGUCUCCAGGGGAGUUGGAAGAAGAUGAUGAUGAUGCAAACACUUGUGGUCCUUCAGGGCUGUGGGAGGCAUUAACUCCCUGUAACGGGUGCCGCAACCUUGGGUUCCCCAUGCUGAUGCAGGAGUCCUAUCCAAAGAAGAGAAAUUAUACGCUGGAAAUGGUGCCAUCUGCUUCCCUCAAUCCAUUUUCUGCAGAAAAUGAAAGUGGCCUCAGUGACCUCACAGACACAGCGGUCACGAAGAAGCCUUGCUCCUUAGAAAUAGCAAGGACACCUUCCUCGAGGACAGAUAAUGCAUCUCAGGUAGCAAUUACGGCUCCAGGAAGCGGUAACCAUAGAAACAGCUCAACAGGCCCCACACCUGAUUGCUCACCUCCAUCUCCUGACACUGCCCUCAAGAAUAUUGUCAAAGUGAUACGACCUCAGCCUAAGCAACGGACAUCAAUUGUGUCUUCCCUGGAUUUCCACCGCUUGAAUCAUAGCCAUAAUGACUUGGAAGCCAACUCCUUCCCAGCAUGUAAAAACUUUCCUGACAGCCCCUCAGUCACUCCGCCCAACUGCUCAACCGGAUCCCUGGAAGGCAGCAGUGAAGGUGCUGACCAGACAGAUUCCUGUCAACAAGAAGAGAAUGACCCUCCAGAGGAACAUGAUCCUGGGCAAUUUGCUGGCCUGCUCCAUGGAUCUUCUCCAGCCUGUGAGUCCCCUGAUAAUCCACUUCGUCUCUAUAGCAAAGCAAAUAUGUGUGGAGGAGCACAGGAAGAAAUUAGUUUGAUGAAUAAUCCUCUCCAUUAUCAGCAGCCUCCACCAGGAAAUAACCCAGGCGCUCCAGUAAAGAAAAUUAAGCCCAAAGUGGUUAGUAGAACCAUUUUUCACACAAAAAGCAAUCCAUUAGAAAAUCACACCCUUGUUGGCACAAGAACAGCAAGAAAUGGAACAAGAAAUGGGAAUGGGGACCAGUGGGGUGUUAGCACAGGAGGAUUCGUGGAGCGAGCCUGUACUCUGGGAAGGAUACGGUCUUUGCCAAAGGCCCUUCUUGAUUUGCAUUUGUCCAAAAAUGUUUCCAAAUCUGAUUCUGAUCUCAUUGCCUACCCAUCCACUGAGAAAACUUCAAGGGUGAACUGGAGUGAAUCCUCAACAACUGAACCCAGUUCUAAAGGGAAUUCUGAGAGGACUCCUUCCUUCACUUCUGAAUGGGAAGAAAUUGAUAAAAUAAUGAGCUCCAUAGAUGCUGGAAUCAACAAUGAACUUGAAGAGAUGAAUGAUGAUAUUACAAGACCCCGGUGCCCGGUCCAAACGGUGGGACAAUGGCUGGAGAACAUCGGGCUACCUCAGUACGAGAACCACUUGGUGGCCAAUGGAUUCGACAAUGUGCAAUUUAUGGGAAGCAAUGUGAUGGAGGAUCAGGAUAUGUUUGAAAUAGGUAUCCUUAAUUCUGGACACAGACAAAGAAUUCUGCAGGCGAUCCAGCUCCUUCCAAAGAUGAGGCCCAUCGGCCAUGAUGGCUAUCAUCCCACCUCUGUGGCAGAGUGGCUGGACUCCAUUGAACUGGGCGACUACACCAAAUCUUUCCUCAUUAAUGGCUAUACAUCUAUGGACCUGUUGAAAAAAAUCUGGGAGGUGGAGCUAAUUAACGUUUUAAAAAUCAAUUUGAUUGGCCACAGAAAGCGUAUUUUGGCAUCCCUGGGAGACAGGCUACACGAGGAUCCUCCACAGAAACCCCCUCGCUCCAUCACCCUCAGGGAACCCAGUGGUAAUCACAGCCCUCCUCAGUUGUCUCCAUCACUUAGCCAAAGUACUUACACCACUGGGGGCUCCCUAGACGUUCCACACAUUAUCAUGCAGGGUGAUGCAAGGAGAAGAAGAAAUGAAAACUACUUUGAUGAUAUUCCCCGAUCGAAACUGGAGAGACAGAUGGCCCAGCAGUCGUCUGUCUGUGAAAUAUGGACGAACCAGAAUGCAGGAUUUCCAUUCUCAGCGAUCCAUCAGGUUCAUAAUACAGGAGACUGGGGAGAGCCCUCCAUUACCUUGAGACCUCCUAAUGAAGCCACGGCAUCAACACCUGUCCAGUACUGGCAGCAUCACCCAGAGAAACUCAUCUUCCAAUCAUGUGAUUAUAAAGCUUUUUAUUUAGGUUCCAUGCUGAUUAAAGAACUUCGAGGGACAGAAUCAACACAAGAUGCUUGUGCAAAAAUGAGGGCCAACUGUCAGAAAUCUACAGAGCAGAUGAAAAAAGUCCCAACGAUUAUUCUUUCAGUCUCUUAUAAAGGAGUCAAAUUUAUCGAUGCAACAAAUAAGAACAUUAUUGCUGAGCACGAAAUCCGGAACAUCUCCUGCGCUGCUCAAGAUCCCGAGGAUCUCUCCACAUUUGCGUAUAUCACAAAAGACUUGAAAUCAAAUCACCAUUACUGCCACGUGUUCACAGCCUUUGAUGUGAAUUUAGCCUACGAAAUUAUCCUGACACUAGGACAAGCGUUUGAAGUGGCUUACCAGCUCGCGCUCCAAGCAAGAAAAGGUGGGCAUUCCUCAACGCUCCCAGAAAGCUUCGAAAACAAACCCGCCAAGCCCAUUCCCAAGCCGCGAGUUAGUAUUCGCAAGUCAGUGCAGAUAGACCCUUCGGAGCAAAAGACUCUCGCCAACCUACCCUGGAUUGUAGAACCGGGACAGGAAGCCAAAAGGGGAAUAAAUACCAAGUAUGAAACUACAAUUUUCUGAUACUAAACCGCCCUCUCGUCCUUGUUGUGCCUUGCACAAGCAGUCACAGCCCAGCCUUCCUUUGUGGCGACCUUUCCACCCCGCCAACAGGGAAGCCUGCGCUGCCCACGUGGCCUUGUCACUCACAAAAGGCCCCGUGCACCAGCUCUUUCUGGCAAUGUUCUUCCUGAACCAAUGACCGAAGAAUGCAUCCAAGACUUUCCCAUUGCAAUCCGUAAGAGGAGGGAGUUGAGAGCCCCCCCCACACCAUUUCCCAUCCCACCACCAGGCCUCCCCAAUCCUCCCCCACCACCAACCCCAACAAGGCAUUUCUAGUGACACUUGCCACCGUGCUAUCCUUGGUUGGUUAUUUGGAGAUUGUACUUUUUAUUCUUCUUAUUUUCAUUUUAAAAAGAGUCUCUAACGCUUCCGAAGAAUACAAAAAUUUGGGCUUCUUUUUUCAUCGUUGGCAGUUUUAAAAUGACAUCAGAAAAGACCUUGCGCCAUAUAGUAUUUGUAAACUCACGGAAUUGCUACCUAUCGUUUAUUGUAGGCAGACAAAAAAAAUCCCAAUAAUUGCCAAGAAAUUCCAUUUCCUAAUUUCUAUACUUGUGGGUUUUCUAUGUCAUCAUUUGUGUCAUGGUAGCCUAUAAAAAUAGCCUUUAAUCCUAUGACAGAGUGAAAAUUUAAGAAUGGUUUAAAAAAAGAGGAAUUUAUGCACAGAUGUGUCUCUUGUAUUAAAUAUUUUUAUUAAAAGAAUGUCUCAUUGAUGCAACAAUAAGGAACUGAGGUUAAAUGUUACAGGAUAUUUCUGCUUUAUUUUGCAUAAUGAAAUCUCUGCUGUUCCCUCUUUAAAAAAACAAAACAAAACUGGAGCAGCCAUGGCCACAGGGGCACAAAUUGCUCUGUGUAGGCAGAGAAAUCAGAAGCAGGCGAGUCAUUGCACUAUGGAGAGCUAGCAUUGAGAUGGAGGAUAUUGCUGAUAGCUGUGAACCCUGCAAAUAUUUUUUAAAAUCUUUAUGGCGUGUAUUUUUUAAAAAAUACAUUUGGGACCUAGGGACCUUGCUAUCGAGAUUUCUGUGGUGGAAACCGUGUUUGAGAAAAGUGUUGAUAAAAUUCUAUUGCAAAAACCUUUUUUCUAAAAAAAAAAAAAAAAAAGCAACAAAAUGAAACACAUGCAAAAAAAACCAACUAAAAAGAAGAAAUUCCAAAGUAAUAAAACUCUUUUCUUGAAAUGAACAACAACAACAAAAAAAGAAUUGACCAUUUGCUUACUAUUUGAUGAAAUAAAAUUUACUUACAUUUCUUUAAGGUAUUUUAAUUUUUUUAAUGUCUCUGUGGAGUAUUUGUAUGAUACCAUAAUGUAUAUUUAUGUAGAACUGAAUUAUUAAAAAAAUACAGUACCAAUAUCAUUAUAGACAAAACUGGCAUUUUACUGUAUAUUGUUCUAACCAGUCAAAUUGUGAAUCAUUUUGAAGUUCAUUAUAGCGAUAUUGAUAAAUUGUGUGGUUGUCUUAAUGUUUUUUUAAUUAAUUAA